AUGCGCUUCUAUCUGGCGCUUCUUUUCACCUUAGUAGCCGCCGUCCUCGCCCUCCCGGCACCGCAAAAGCCUGUGGUUGUGCAAUAUCCUGAAGACACUCCAGCCUCCGUCAUCCAACAUGCCAUUGAAGAGAUCAAGAAAGAUGGAGGGAUUAUCACUCAUGAAUACUCCCUUAUCAAGGGUUUUGCUGCACGAGUUUCGGAAGUCACCCUCAAAAAGAUAACCGCGAUGGCCGAUUCCUAUAUCCCACUCAUCGAAUCUGACUACGUGGUCCAUGUUGACGGCACAACUACCACAUCCGAGGAACAAUGA
This is a messenger RNA of Exophiala dermatitidis NIH/UT8656, 312 nucleotides long. RefSeq lists its product as uncharacterized. Gene Ontology annotation, biological process: vacuole fusion, non-autophagic. Gene Ontology annotation, molecular function: endopeptidase inhibitor activity. The transcript has 2 exons. The record is from RefSeq and is a predicted model, not a curated record. The coding region runs from base 1 to 312 and encodes 103 amino acids. Lineage: Eukaryota; Fungi; Ascomycota; Eurotiomycetes; Chaetothyriales; Herpotrichiellaceae.